AAAUAAACAAAAAUUUAAAAAGAAAAAAAUCUCAACCAUGUUGUUCUUGUUCUUGUUCUUCCCAAUCUAGACCUCAUCGUCCGGCCAAACUCUUAACUUUCUCGCUCUCUCACCGCCAACCAUGGGCAACGCUGUGCCCAAGCUCUCCUCCUCCUCUUGUUUUAGCUUCUUAGCCCACCGCCGUCAUCGCCGUGGCCGCCGUGACGCUGCCGCUGUCUCCUCCGAACCCUGCGAUGAAGGUUUUGGCCAUUCCUUCUGCUACGUUCGGCCUGACAUUAAGCUUGAUGAAACUACCACCUUCCGUACCAUCUCCGGCGCCGCCGUCAGUGCCAACACCUCGACGCCUCCAUCCACAUCGGAUCUUCACGCUUUUGCUUCGCAGCUUACUUGGCCGGCGGCGGCCGCUGCCUUUGAGAGCUCAACGUCUUUCUCUUCCGUUCCUCUUCAACCAGUCCCUCGCUUCUCCUCUGGACCUCUUUCCGGCCCUCUUGCCGAGCGUGGCUUCCUCUCCGGCCCUAUCGAACGUGGCUUCUUAUCCGGCCCCAUCGACCCCCGUGCCGCCCCCUUCUCCGGCCCUCUGGAGCCCAAGGCGUCAACUCCUCCUUCUCGUCUUCAGCGAAACUUCUCCCGCCGCGCCGCCACCAACCUCCUCCGCGGUAUCUCCAAGGCCAUCUCCCGCUCCAUCUCUGUCAAACGCCCCAUAAAGUCCGAGUCUUUGGAUAGCUCCGCCGGCUCCUCAAAUCACAACGGCUCCAGUGACCGCACCAGCGAUGACACUGAGUCUCUCGAGCCGACGAGCAGCGGGAACAAUCUCCAGUGGGCUCAAGGCAAGGCCGGAGAAGAUCGCGUCCAUGUCGUCAUCUCCGAGGAGCACGGCUGGGUCUUCGUUGGCAUCUAUGAUGGAUUCAAUGGUCCUGACGCCACUGACUACUUGCUAUCCAAUCUCUACUCUUCUGUCCAGCAUGAGCUCAAAGGACUGCUUUGGGACGACAACGAUAACGACAAAGACAAAGACAACAACGAGGCCGUUGAAUCCCAGCAGCGUGCGGAGACUACAAACCAUCCGGCAGUGUUGCAUGCUCUGUCACAAGCUUUGAUGAAAACAGAGGAAGCUUAUUUGAGUAUUGCUGACAAUAAGGUCUUAGAGAAUCCUGAGCUUGCUUUGAUGGGUUCUUGUGUUCUUGUCAUGCUGAUGAAGGGGGAGGAUGUUUAUCUCAUGAGUGUUGGGGAUAGUCGUGCUGUUCUCGCGCAUAAGAAUGAGGAAAGGUGGGAGCUUGGAAUGAUCAGUGAGGAGGCCAUGGUCAAAGAGGUGGAUGAUAAUGGUGAUCACUAUUUGGCUGCCCUGCAACUCACCUUGGAUCACAGUGCUUCUGUUCAAGAGGAGGUGCAUAGAAUAAGAAAUGAGCAUCCUGAUGAUUGUUCAGCAAUAGUGAAUGAUAGAGUCAAGGGCUCAUUGAAGGUCACCAGAGCUUUUGGUGCUGGUUUUCUCAAACAGCCCAAAUGGAACAAUGCACUUCUUGAAAUGUUUCAAAUUGAUUAUGUGGGUAAUGCACCAUAUCUUUCAUGCACUCCAUUUCUCUGCCACCAUAAACUUGCAUCAAGAGAUCGGUUCUUGAUACUAUCAUCAGAUGGACUGUACCAGUACUUUACUAAUGAGGAAGUAGUUUCCCAAGUUGAAUUGUUCAUGUCAAUGUGCCCUGAAGGAGAUCCGGCUCAGCACCUUAUUGAAGAAGUCCUAUUUCGUGCGGCGGAAAAAGCAGGUAUGGACUUCCAUGAAUUGCUUGAAAUACCACAAGGGGACAGGAGACGGUACCAUGACGAUGUUUCGAUCAUAGUCAUAUCUUUUGAAGGAAUGAUAUGGAGAUCUUGUGUGUAAAUACAAACACAGAGUAGGAAGAAGAUAUAUAUAGAGACAAUGGCAAGAGGAAUUGAGCUUUUGAGCUUCUCUCCAAUUUGACCAAUUGGUUCAAUUUAUGAACUUGAAGCGCAAAGUCCAUCAACUUUCAGUUAUCUAUGGUCUAUAUAAAUGAAAAUUUCUUUAUUCAAUGAGUUAGUGCUAUGUGAAUAAACUGGAUGAUGAAAUCAAAUUCUUUUACUUUGUUUU
This is a messenger RNA of Dioscorea cayenensis subsp. rotundata (Guinea yam), 2104 nucleotides long. Its product is annotated as probable protein phosphatase 2C 4. Bases 122 to 1876 code for a protein of 584 amino acids. NCBI's taxonomy places the organism in Eukaryota, Viridiplantae, Streptophyta, Magnoliopsida, Dioscoreales, Dioscoreaceae. The transcript has 4 exons. The record is from RefSeq and is a predicted model, not a curated record. Gene Ontology annotation, molecular function: protein serine/threonine phosphatase activity. Gene Ontology annotation, biological process: protein dephosphorylation.